ACUUUGUGUCGAGAAGCGUGUGCGUGCGUAUUGCGGCUUGGAGUCAGCUCGGUUUGGCUCGUGAGAGAAAACCAAGUCCGUGGUGAUUAACGCGGCGCUAUGAGCUGCGGGGCCGAUGUUCGCCGUUGCUUGUGAGUGAACGUACAAUCGAUCAGGAUGGAGGCGAGCGUGUCGAGGAACGAGUCCGGGAUCGUGCCAGAGCUGUACUUCCUGAUCGCUAAGUUCCUGGCGGCGGGCCCGUGUCUGGAGGCGGCGACGGUGCUGAAGCGGGAAUUGGAGCGUGCCGAGGUUCUACCGUCUCGACUCGACUGGAAAGGCAAUGUGCACACUCAGAACUUCGAGGAGCUGGAGAGAAAAUAUCCUCACAUUGGAUCACAUCAUUUGCAUCAAAUAUGUGCCAGAAUUGGACCAGUGUUAGAGAAAGAAGUGCCACCAUGUGUCCCAGGAGCCAUAUCGCUUCUAGGAGCAGGAAGGCAAUCUUUGCUGCGUACUCACGAAGAUCUUCUACGAAAUAUACGCAGCGUCGUCGAUUAUUCUGGAAGAUUAGGUGGAAAACCCUUCCUGGAACGUCCUGCCAAUUUGUCAGUGCCUAAUAUAGUACGUGUACUUCAGGGACGAGAGAAUUCUGGCCCCUUAAGUCGAAAAGAGGCGAUACCGACUAAGUGCUACAGCAAAAUGGAGCUGUAUCGGCACACAUUGGGCCACUUAUCCGCCGUGUACUGUGUAUUGUUUGAUCGCACUGGCAAAUAUAUUAUAACCGGGGCAGAUGAUUUGCUCGUCAAAGUCUGGAGUUCCAUCGACGGACGGUUACUUUCCACCUUCCGAGGUGCGUCCGCGGAGAUCAUGGACAUCGCGGUGAAUUUCGAUAACACUCUCUUGGCAGCAGGAAGCUUGGAUCGAAUAUUACGCGUUUGGUGUUUCCAGACGAUGUCGCCUGUGGCUGUUCUGUCCGGGCAUACAGGCAUGAUUACAUCCGUAAAUUUCUGCCCAAUAGUGUGUAACGAUGUGUACUACUUGGUCUCCACUAGUACCGAUGGAUCUGUAGCUUUUUGGUCUCAUACUCACCAACGAAAUGAAAGAGCAGUAUUUCAAACAAAACCUAUUCAGUACCAUGAGAAAAUGAGACCCGGUCAAGCGCAAAUGAUCUGCGCCUCCUUUAGUCCCGGUGGUGCGUUUAUGGCAGCCGGAUCUGCGGAUCAUAACGUAAGGGUUUACGCGAUGUUGGGCGACGAAGGCCCGCGCAGGGUUCUUGAAAUUGAAGCGCACACUGAUACUGUUGAUAGUAUUCAGUGGGCGCACAGUGGUUUGAGGUUUAUCUCUGGUUCUAAGGAUGGUACCGCCAACGUAUGGCAUUUCGAGCAGCAGCAGUGGUUGCAUAAGCAAUUACUUAUGACAACCAAGUUACCUGGGGAACCGGAAACUGAUGAUGACACAAAUAAGAAAGCGAAAGUGACUAUGGUCAGUUGGGAUGUAAGCGACGAAUUUGUUAUAACAGCGGUGAACGAUAGCUCGUUGAAAGUGUGGAAUGCAAAGUCGGGUGAAUUAAUAAAGGUACUACGCGGACACAGGGACGAGGUGUUCGUGUUGGAGUCUCACCCGAUAGACCCACGCGUGAUACUCAGCGCUGGUCACGACGGGCAGCUUAUCAUUUGGGACGUAUUAAAUACAGAACCGAUGGCGUGUUUCCAAAAUUUUAUCGAGGGUCAGGGAAAUGGUGCAGUCUUUGACGCAAAAUGGUCACCUGAUGGUACAAUGCUUGCAGCUACAGAUUCUCAUGGACACCUUUUGAUGUAUGGAUUUGGAUCUGGCGUUCAGAGAUUGAAAAUAAUACCGAAGGAACUAUUCUUCCAUACUGAUUAUCGACCCUUAAUAAGAGAUGGGAAUAAUUAUGUUCUUGAUGAGCAAACGCAAACAGCGCCGCAUCUAAUGCCACCACCGUUUUUGGUGGACGUGGAUGGAAAUCCUUAUCCACCAGUGUUACAGAGAUUGGUACCAGGGAGAGAAAAUUGCAGAGGCGAGCAGCUGGUACCAAAUAUUGCAGUUGGCGCUGGCGGAGUUCAAGAAGUUAUAGAAGGUCUUCCAGAGCAAGAGCCAAGAUCAAACAUUGAUCGAUUGAUCGAGGCUCUCGCUCAAAGACAAAAUAUCGAUGCGGAUGGAGAAGUUGCUGCUGAGGACAGAGAGAAUAAUAUUGCGGAACAACCGGUCCGCCAGAUAGCUAGUCCUCGUGCUAGCAGACAUGGUCUUAGGAGAGUAGGUGAUGUUGAGGGCGUUAGGCAAAGCAGUGGCAAUUGGCAAAGAGAUAGCACUACGCCGUGGAAUAAGCCUAUCCUCGCGCGUCCCAUGAACGUAGCCGUCAGAGAAACUCAAGUCAAAGCGGUUGAGGCAAUGGCUGAGAUGGAAUUAGAUAACUGGCGGCGGGAAAUGCGACGAAGACCUCAGUCUACAUCAAGCACUGCUAAUCAAGGCAAUAUAGGAAAUAGACUCGUAAAUCGCAAACGCAAUAGAACUACCAGACACGGUUAUAGAACUAGAGCAACGCGCGGGGAGGAACAAGAGGAUGAAGAAUUUGAGAAUCCUGACAACGUUGGCACGUCUGGAAGCUCUGCUAGCAGCAACAGCAACGACUCCACCGCUCACGAAGAAGAUAUGUGUUCUGAAACUACAAGCACAGAUUCCAGUACUGAAUAUUCAGAUUGGAUCGCGGAUCAUGGACUUAACACCCUACAACCACCUAAACGUAGCAAACGUAAACCCGUGAAGAAAAGAUCCCUUACACCCCCGAGCGACACAGACAGAAGACGUCCUAGUAGUAGGCGUCCUAAAAAGAAGGAAAUACCAGUAGUUAACGGCCGUGAAGUUCCUGAAGCCUAUCGACCUUCAGAGUGGCUUACCGAAGUCAUACCGAGGAAAGCCCCGUAUUAUCCGCAGAUGGGCGAUGAAAUAGUAUAUUUCAGACAAGGUCAUAAGUUAUAUCUGGACGCAAUUAGAAACAAGAAAGUUUACGAGCUUAGCGUUCGAUGCGAACCGUGGACCAAAAUGAAUAUAAGAGCACAAGAAUUUGUCAAAGUCGUGGGCAUUAAGUACGAAAUACGACCGCCUCGUUUGUGUUGCUUAAAAUUAGCGUUGAUGGACGAGGAAGGUCGGAUGACCGGUGAGAAUUUCACUAUCAAGUACCACGAUAUGGCUGACGUAUUAGAUUUCUUAGUGUUACGUCAAACCUUUGACACUGCGUUGGCGCGAAGUUGGUCUGAGGGGGACAAAUUCCGUUGUAUGAUCGACGACGGUUGGUGGAUGGGACAAAUCAUAUCGAUGGAACCGGUAGAUGAAGACUUCCCGGACUCCUUUUUUAUGUGCUUUCGUGUCAGAUGGGAUAAUGGCGAGUACGAGCAAAUGAGCCCGUGGGAUCUUGAGCCCGUCGACGAAGAUAGGCUUCCUGCAGAAAUCGGUGGUGCGGUUUCAGUUUUGCCGGAAGAAAUACAAGCGAUUCUGUAUCAACCGCAUGCCGAAGAGUGGCCCAUGGGUGACAGAGAAGCGACUUGCCGUCGAAUUAUACGGGGUCUCGAUCAAGUGAUGAGUCUUGCAAUCGCGGAACCGUUCGUCGCACCGGUGGAUCUCAAUAUCUAUCCGACUUACGCAUAUAUUGUAGAAUAUCCGAUCGAUUUGUCGACCAUCAAAGCCCGUUUUGAGAAUCACUUCUACAGAAGAAUCACGUCGGCGCAAUUUGAUGUGAGAUACUUAGCAACAAACGCUGAGCAAUUUAACGAGCCUCACAGCACGAUAGUGAAACAAGCGAGGAUAGUCACGGAUUUGUGCCUACGCAUAAUAAAGGAAACUACCCAAUUGGAUGUUCCCGCGGUGUAUCAUCAGUUGCUUGAUACAUACCAUUCUUCUGAGUCGGAAGUAGAGGUAGAUGAUUCUAGAAAUAAACCCUCGACGAGUAAACAAAGAUCAUCUACAUCCAGUAGAAAUUUACGCUCGCAAGACAUUUCAAAAGACUGGAAAUUGGCGUGCCGUCAAUUAUUGGAAAGUUUGUGGCAAUGUGAAGAUUCGAUUCCGUUCCGAGAGCCAGUUGACAGACUGGAACACCCGGAUUAUCAUCAGAUAAUCGACACACCGAUGGAUCUCCGUACUGUUAAAGAGGAUUUAUUGGGCGGCAACUAUGAAACGCCAGUAGAGUUUGCCAAAGAUAUGAAACUAAUAUUCACAAAUAGUAGAAAUUAUAAUACUAAUAAGCGUUCAAGGAUAUAUUCGAUGACAAUAAGACUGUCGGCCAUGUUCGAGGAACACAUGCGAACGAUACUUUUAAAUUGGAAGUCUGCAAGGAGACGACCUACUAUUGUGAGAGUGAAUACAAGAGCAAAGGCCAGACAAAAGAAGAAACCUAAUUUAACUAAUGGCACAGGACCACCUAAGUCGAAGUCCGCCCGAAGUGACGACGACGACGACGACGAUGAUGACGAUGUAAAUAGCGAAGACGACGACGACGACGAGUCUGGUAAAGAACAGAAGAACAAUUCUAACCUAUGUUUACCUGGACCAUCUCGACUGGCAAACGGCGAUACGAAACGGUCCACUUCUGGCUCCUCUCGGCCGAUGUUGAAAUUACGGAUCUCCCGGUCGAGCGCGAAGAGAGGAAGGAACAGUGAUAGGAGGAACCAUGAUAGUGACGUUAGUGAAUCCGAGGCAUCAGACACUGAUAGCAGUGACAGUGCGCCUGUCCGGAGAACUCGAGCGAGGACAGCGGUACCUAGUGUUAGUGCCGAUACCGAUUCCGGGGACAAUUAUACGCCCGGCGGCCGCAGCAGGCAGGUUCGCAAGAAUCGUGGUAAAAACAACAAGAACAGCAGGUACGCCAAGUCCAGAGCGAAAUCGAAUGUUGUGGACGAGGAUGAGGACGAGGACGACGCGAACGAAGAGGAGGAGGAGGAGGACAACGAGAAGUGUUUCGCCGCACCGGAGUCUACGGAGGAGAGCGAGGACGAGAAGUUCGUCAGAAGGGACACGCGAUCGAGGAAAUUGGUGACCGGGAACGAGAUAAAUCAGAAGCAUGUCGCCAACAACGGCAAGAACAACGACAACAACGACAGCGACAGCGAAGACGACGAUGAAGAGGAGGACGAAGAAGAAGACGAGCAAUCGCAACACGAAACCAACAAUCAAGAUUCAGACAGCGAUGACUCGUACAAGGCGUUCAAGCCGAUGUCGCGUGGCUCUCGAAGACAACAACGUCACUCCGUGAACUCGCGAACGAGUAUACAACAGCAUAGUAGGCGACGGGCCGUAAAGCGACCUCGUUACAACGAGGAGAGUGACGAUAGUGUAAAGGUGCCCGUGAGAAAUCGUCGUAAGAUCAAACGUCGCUCAUAUGCGGAAGACAGUGACGAGGAGAGUCUGCCGACACCAGAGCCUGAGCCUCAGCCUGGCAUUAGCAUAAGCAGCAGAGGUCGCGUACGCAAAAUGACGCCACGCGCUCGCGCUUAUCUUCUAGAAGCACCCUAACGGCAUCUCCUGUAUUAGUUGAAGUCGUUUGUACAUAUUGACUUCCUCGUGGAAGUGUGUGUCGCGCCGCAUGUCGGAGACUUUAACUUGACGCUGUGCUCGUACACAUACACUGCGAUUCGAGAUUUCCGUCGAAUAAGUCACCGUCGUGCUGGACGCUUCCAAUUACGAAGUAUUUCCAUUUUUACAGUUUGUUUUUUUUUCCUUUUAUAUACAGUAGUGUGAGCAGUGUUAUCUCUCUUAAUAGCUGUACAUUUUACCUGCACACCUGACCGAAUUCGAAAAGUCUGUUGGUUUUAACUACAUCUCCUGUUUAAUUUCUUGGCUCGUUCUCUUUAACGUCCAAAUGUAUGUAUAUGUUUGUAUAUCUGUAAUUUCUAAUGCAGAAUGUGUAGUUAGAACAAACAGAUCUACAAUAACCGACAGAUACGCAUAAAGUUGCAUUCAUUCGAAAAUUGUAUGAUAAUCGUGUUGUACAGUGUAAUACAUCUUGUUAUCCGUGUCGAAAGUAUGGAAGCGCGAACUGCUCGCGAAAAGACACCCUUGGUUAUGUGAUCACUUCCAAUAAUUUUGAAGUUUCAGUUGACAAAUGAAACUCUCAUGCCCAAUACUUACAACGGAAAUGAAGAUCGAUAUGAAAUAAUAUCUAAGAGCUAUUUGAACAUGUUACUUUCGACUAAACAAUUUAUUCGUCUCACGAGAGAAACUAAAAGAAUUGAACGAAUAUAAUUGUGAAAUUUAUCAAGUUACUUUAGCAGGCCUUCUCUCCUUUGCAAUACUGUUAUAACAGUUGUUUCUUAAGAGUUUAUUGUACAAGGUAACUAUUGGGAAGUUGCUGAAGGAAAUAGCCGAAAUUGUCGAAUUACAAAAAAAUAAGAUAUGCAUUCGUAUUUUCAAGGUAAACGUUGUAAAAAAGGGGUCAAAAAUUCGGCUGAAUGCAUACCUCAAUAAUGUUUUCGAAAAGUGAAAUUUUACAAAAAAAAAAAAAAAAAAAAAAUUAUAAAGAUAAAAUGAAUAAAAAGGGAGAUUAUUUCAAAUCUCUAUUGAUAAAUUUAAAGUAGUUUAAAAUACUUUAUAAUUAUGUAAUUUAUAGAUCGCCUGUGCAAUAGUUUUAGUAGAGUGUAGAACUGCUCAAUCUUGCGUGGGAUUGAAUUUUUUUUUUAUAAAAGUUCUUUGCAUAUGCGAUAGAAAAAGUUUAUUUAUUUAUUUGUUUUUAGUAUUGUGAGCUAUACAAUCAAUCGAGCUUCCGGCCCUUUCUUUGCCAUAUUUAUCUUUUCAAUAUUACGAAUCUAUAUUUAUUUUACAUGAUGUGAUAAAAAGAUAUUAGGAGGUCCUUCUAUUCCAUUCAUUCAUUUAAUUUGGUUGAUUCGUCACAAAUUUAUGGCUAUUUAAUUGAAACAACUUUUCGGUGGUUACCUCGUACAUAUAUCUAUGUAAUUUGUUAAGCACGUUCUAUAUUGAAAUAUUACAAGAUGAACGUGUCGAAGAAGAUAUACGGUAUUUUACGCAGUAUCUUUUAUCUUCAAAAAAAUUUUUGAAGCAGUGUAUAAACCGUUGAUUAUCUAUCGGUAGAUAAUUAUGUAUGAAUUGGGUUCCUGUACAUUUUAUUAGAACCUAUUGUGCAGAUUAUCUGUUAUAUAUAUCCGAACAUAUGCGGUAAAUUUAUAAUGAUUAUUUUUUUAUGUUAAAUUAAACGACGCGGCAUCUGCGACAAUAAUAAUAA
Odontomachus brunneus is the source of this 7222-nucleotide messenger RNA. It is a transcript of the gene BRWD3, whose product is annotated as PH-interacting protein. Gene Ontology annotation, molecular function: protein binding. Gene Ontology annotation, cellular component: nucleus. The record is from RefSeq and is a predicted model, not a curated record. The transcript is spliced from 22 exons. Gene Ontology annotation, biological process: cytoskeleton organization; regulation of cell shape; regulation of transcription by RNA polymerase II. Lineage: Eukaryota; Metazoa; Arthropoda; Insecta; Hymenoptera; Formicidae. The coding region runs from base 157 to 5499 and encodes 1780 amino acids.